This is a messenger RNA of Oryza sativa Japonica Group (Japanese rice), 5250 nucleotides long. RefSeq lists its product as uncharacterized. NCBI's taxonomy places the organism in Eukaryota, Viridiplantae, Streptophyta, Magnoliopsida, Poales, Poaceae. The record is from RefSeq and is a predicted model, not a curated record.
UUUCUCCGGGGGCUAUUUAACGGGCUCAUCUGGUCCUCCACAUUCUCCCCCUCCUCCUCCUCCUCUUCCACCUCCACCCUACCACUCUCCACCACCCACCCGCCCGUCCGCCUCCCUCCGCUCCGCUGCUGCAGCCAGCCAACCCAGCCUUGCUGCCUCGCGGGCGAACAAAAACCCCCAGAAUUCUCCGCGUCGAUCUCGCCCCGCCGCGUCCCGGCUCGACGCGGGCCGGCGCCGUGAGGGUGGGGAUCGCAUGUGAAGCGCAUUGGAGCGGAUAACUCGUCUCUAUUUGGGGGAAUUUUUUUUAGUUUUUUGUUUGGGGUUUCCAAUCCUUUUUCUUCGGCGGAGCCGCGAGCGUAGGUGCGUCUAUCUGCUCCGUCUCCGGUGGUUGUUUUGAUUUUAUCCGAUUUCGAGGGGGGUUCUUGUGGGCGGUGUGAUUAGGCGGGGUGAUCUCGGCUCGAUCGAUCGGAACAUCAUCUGCAGGGGAAGCGGUUGGCCUCCCCCCCUACGCCCUUUGAGGAUUUUUUUACCCUUGGUGUGAUGAGAUAGAUGUGUGCUGUUUUGGGGAUUUUGGUAGGUCGAUCGGAUCAUCGGAUGCGCUAUGCCAGCAUAUUCUUGUCGUGUUUCCUGAUCUGAGCACUAAGCCUCAGGCAGUGAUGAGAGUUCGGUGGAGCUCGUUAGUUUAGUCGAUCGUGCUGCUCACCCUAGAGCUUUUCCCCCUUUUGUUUAAUGGAGAAAAACUCAUAAGCAUACUGUUUCUGUUGUUAGCUUAGCUGUCUAUUGGGAUUUCUUUUGGAGAGUUUAGAUGCAGCAACAAGUAGAGUGCUAGGAUAGGCUAUUAUUUAUCAUUUGUUUAUCUGUGGCUGUGAUCAAUAUGGAGCAUCUUCACCACUACCUGACUGUAAAUAAGUAAUUGAUAGUGUUGACUAAUUGGAAACGUCACUAUCAAUUGAUAGUAUUGUCGAUUUCUAUGUAUGUUCUCCCCUUCAAUCUGAAUUAAACUUAGGCUGGCCCGGGUGAAAAAGAUAAUGCUGACCAAUCUGUAGACCCUUUGACCACUGUGUUUUCAUCAAUACAUAUACAAAUACUUAGAUCUCGGCACUACUAUAAAUGUAUGGCGCGAAAUGAAUCUUACAAUGUGUUUUUUCUUUCACAAAACAAAGCGGCUGAAAUUAUUGUCGGUCAAAUUUGAACGAGAGAAUCUUCGCGCCACCGCCGUGUAGGCACAUUGUGUAACUGAAAUUUGUUUCUUCUGAUAUAUUCACGUGCAAAGCUUUUGCGUUUCCGCUAAUAAAUUUGAAUGAGAGAAUCAACGGUAUCAGUUAUUCGAAAACGGACGGAAUAUAUUUUUUUGUCGUCUUCUAUGCUCUUUUCAGAAAUAUAUAUUUCUUAAAUAGCUUCAUACCAUUUUUAGAUUAGCUUAUUUCUAAUCAAAAGUACUUCGACUUUGACCUUGUUAUAUGUUUAGUAUUGUUGUAAAGAUAUAAUUAAAGAAAGUAAAGCCAAACAUUGUCCAAAUUGCAAGUAAAAAUACAGUGAGUAGUGUGUUCAUGACAUGGUUGUUUGGCCCGAACUGCAAAAAAUUGUCUUUGAAACAUUCUUUUUCAUCUACUUGAUUAGUUUCCCCUCAAUGUAGCACGAUAUGCUGCGGCAACCUGCAAGCACCUCUGGAGAUGUUGAUAGAAUUGCAAACAGGAAGCAUCGUCACAUAGUGCCUAGGCGUUCAACAGAAAAGAAGAACCCUCAUAACAUCCAGUUUGAACGUCAAGUAGCUGCGCUUGAAUACAGGCAGGAAGAACAGAGGAAGAGAGCCAAUGGUGGUCGUUUAUUCUUCACAUUGUCUUUAUCAUCCCAUCUCGUGGAAAAUGGAGAUGAACUUGAGACAUCCGCAUCACCAUCAUUGUUACUUUUUCACUUCAAUGAUCCAGAGGAUUUGGCAAGAUGUUUAACUUCAUCAAGGGCGUUGCUAGAGGACUCCCAACAAUCAGACAAAGCCCCUGAUAAUGAUUUCUCAGUCAACACCUUCAGCAACGCGAGUGUGGACGUGAAGCGAACUUCACGAAAGAAAAGCAAAAAGAAAAACAAGAGGCACAAAAGAGUGCAUGGCAAAAAAGUAUCUGAGGCAUCUGACACACAGUCUAUGCAGAGCAAGGGUGCUUCUCAUUGCAUCGAUGUUGCUGGUGGUGAAUCCUUGACACUUUCAUCCAACCAUGUGGCUCAUGCUGGAUCUGAAAUGCGGUGUAGAAAGGAGACUUUUCCUUCUAUGGCUGAUGGAGGUGAAACUUUGACACUGCCUCCAAACCAUGUGGCUGACAAAUUGUUUGGGGAUUUGUCUUCUGAUUCUUCAGUGAGAGAAGUUUCUGCGGAGAGACCUGAUAGUGAAACUGGUAACGAUGGUUCUUUCAUAACUCUGAUAUCAAGUACAUCUUGUAGUGAUGAGAUAGAAUUGUCUAGGCAUGCUUCUUAUUUUGAAUGCUGUGAGCAAUCUAACAGCAAUAACUCCAGAUGUUUGGACAGUGCCUCCACUUCCACUCUUACUGAUUCCUCUUUGGAUGGCCAUUACACAGAUAGCAGUUGGAACUUCAGUGAUGAUACCGAGAACUUGUUGAUUGACAAAAAUGAGUGCCCUCCGUGUGUUCAGUCAAAAGUGACAGAUCUCAGGGGUUCUAAAUGUGGUGGCAGUGAAGGUUGGCUAAACAAAGCAAAUCAUGAUAAAUUCUCCUGUUUCAGAAACAGUGCUGAUGCUAGCAGUGGUACACAAGAAAUGCAAUCAUGCAGUAAUGCUAGUAGCGAUGGUGAUUUCCUCCCAGUAAUUUCUAGAAAAAGAGCCCGGAAAAAUAGAAAGGUCCAACCUUUGGGGGGUUGUAAUGUGGAACAUAUUUGUGGUGUUGAGCAUGGUCAAAGUGGAAAACAAUCCAAAAUUUCUUCUAGACCAAGUAAUUCUUGCACACAAGUUGCAUCAAAAGAUUCCACUAAGGAUUUCAUUCACCCAAUUAAAGUUCGCACAUGGACUCCACAUGAAGUUACACUAAAUGAUUACAUGAUAGGAGCAAAUAUGAAUCACCUCCAGGAUCCAAAACAAAACCGUAGGGGGAAACCACAUAAGUACUCUUGUUUGAGUGAAGUGGCAAACUGUGGUUUUAUUGAAGAGAAGAGUGCCUGUACAGCGAAAAUGCUUCCUGGAAUUACACACUCAACAGAAACAGGUGUUGGUCAGAUAGCAUCGAGUUCAGCUUCUGAUGUGACGGUCCGAGAGAUAUCUGAGGAAAUUUGUACACCAAUAGGUCCUGUGCAGAAAGGAGGGCUGCAGAUUUUGCUUCGAGAAGAAAAUGUUGUUGGCACAGGUUCUCUUGAUGUUUUGAAUCAUGUUUCUUCUGUUGAUUCCGAAGAACAGAAGAAAGUAGAUAAUGCUGUAAUGAGCAGAUCUCAUGGCAUGGAAGGUCACCAUCUACAAUCCCAAGAUUCAGGUUCUCAGUUCCCUGGAUGCACCACAGAUUACUGGAAAACUUCCAGGCCUACUGAAAGUGGUUUGGAGGUUGGCUAUCAUGGUGUAUCAGCUUUUGAAGGGCGCUGUAACACGAACCAGCAAAGAUCUGUUAGUUCUAAAUUGCAAUUAGGUGAGAUGAUCAAGGCUGCAAAUGAUGCCUGCAAAGUGCAAGGUGCAUCAGAUGUUCAUCUGAUUUCUGGUCACCCCCUUGCUGAUUUUGAGACUUUUAUAUAUUCUGCAAGUCCAGUCAUUGCUAAGACAUCUUGCAUGAGGAAUGGCAACUGUUUGCAGGACCCGCAAGCUGGCAGCUCACCAUAUCAAUAUCAGAUAUCGGAUGUCUCCUUGAGAAAUGUGUGGGAAUGGUAUGAGGAACCUGGAUCCUAUGGAUUGGAAGUAGAAAUCCAUAGAAGUCUCAACUCUACGAGAUCAGCUUGUGGUGUCUCAGAGUUCUGUGCUUACUUUUUACCUUCUCUAUCUGCUAUUCAAUUGUUUGAACAGUGCAAGAAUAACUUGGACCAUAAGUUUGACAGUGAUGAUGAUUUCUUAUUAUCCCAACCAAAUGGUGUGUAUUUACCAAAACCAUCUUUAUCUGUACAAGACCAUGGGGAACCCCUGUUUGAAUAUUUUGAAUCAGAGCAUCCUUCUUCACGUCCUCCACUUUUUGAGAAGAUCAAACAGCUUACCAGUGGUGAAAAUCUCUCUACUUGCCAAAUAUUUGGGGAUCCCAAGAUGUUGGAAAAUCUUAAAUUGCGCGAUCUUCAUCCUGCUUCCUGGUUUUGUGUUGCGUGGUAUCCUAUUUGCCGAAUUCCUCAAGGAAACUGCCGUGCUGCAUUCCUGACUUACCACUCCCUGGGCAAAGUAGUUCCCCAAAUUCACUCUCCAGACAAGGCUGAUGAACCUACUCAUUUGGUUUGUCCAGUUGUUGGUUUCUGGAGUUACAAUGACAAGGGAGAGCAAUGGUUUCAACUGAGAAACCCAGAGAUCAAGCCAAUGUCAUUAGACGUUGGCCCCAAAACUGAUCGUGCUGAAGUCCUGAAACAGAGGCUGAAGACUUUAAGACAUGGUGCAUCAGUUAUGUCAAGCAUGGUGAUACCCAAGGCCAACGGGGAGAAGUCUAUCAACCGUCAUCCAGACUAUGAAUUCUUCCUAUCUCGGUCUAACUGAAUGGUUGCAUGAUCUCCACGGCAUCGAAAUACAUCAUGUUCUCUCCAUUACCUGUACUGUAUGGGUCCUAGAACCAGAAGCACCUCCAUAGUCCCAACAUUCAGAGUUUCAGACUAUGCUCUAGCGCGGUACCAUCAUACCAAGGCUGGAAGUUGAUGAGCUUUAGCUCUUUCUAGUAGUAGACUGGUAGCAGAACACCCGAAGGGUUUUUUUUUUUGGUUUUUUGAAAGAGCGACUCGGCCCGUGGGUUUUCGACUUCAGAUGCUUGCCCCUUUAAGUAAAUCCUUUAAGACUUAGAGCGUUGCUUCUGGGUACCUGCAGAUGGGUUCAAGGCCUGUAGUGUAUGCUGUUGCUUGCUUGAAAUGGGAAUUUUUGUCCAUGCAGAUCGAUCCUCCAGGCGGUUUUUAUAUGCCAGAUAGUAGAAGAGUUCUGUAGCUAGGAUGGGCUCGUUUGAAUGUUCUCAAUGUUAUUUUCGCGAGGCAAUUUUUUUUGCCACCAGGAGGAAUGUCGGAAUGUAGGACAGUUGAAUAUAUCCCAUAUGUAGAACAAGAGAAAUUUUACUGUCUUUGUGGAUACCUAGAGAGAUCAUUUUUUUUUUA